GGCAGCCCACUCAAGCAGACACUGUACAAUUAUGAGAUGAUCUCAGGAAGUAAAUAGAAAAAGUUUUUGACUAGAUGCUAUAAGAGUUUAGAGAAUAAGACUGUGCACAUGGGAAAAUCACUGUCAGAGGCAUCCACAUCCAAGCCGUACCAGGGAGUGAGAGUCAAAGACCCUGUGAAGGAGCUGCUGCGGAGAAAAAGAGGAAAUGCUGCCAGAACAACACCCCCCACCGCAGUAAUGGUUCCCAGCAGCACUCUGCCAUCGUACACACAUGCUGGGUCUUCCAGCUUUGUAGAAGCCAACCAGUGCAGCCUAAAUGAUUCAUUAGUAGAUGUCAGUGGGCUCUGCACAGGAUGGAUUGCCCAGACCACUGGCACAACUGCCCUUCAGCCUCUGAGUCACUGGAGUACUCCAGACCAACACCACGACCCUGCCGUACCACCCCAUACAGAUAUGUAUGUCCAGCCGAUCUGUCCCAGCUACACUGUGGUGGGCCCUUCUCCUAUGCUGACGUUUACACACACACCUCUCUUCACUAACCUUGCGACCAUGAGCACUUCCAGCUCAUCCCUGCCUCAGGUGGAGGUCCCGGACUCCUCCUUGACAUACAUUCCUUGGGCUCAGCCUUUAUCCACCAUCUCCGGCUCCGUCGUGCAGGCCCACUCGAUGCCAACAGCCAUGGCGGCUCCCCAGCUCUUCCCAGUGCCUCUGACCUUGCCAGUAAUCUCACCAGAACCUGAGCCUCAGCAGGUGGAGACUCCCCAGGCCCCAGAGGGCACUCUGGCCCUUGAGAAACUGCUGGAAGAAGAUGAGGGCCAAAAAGAACCCUACAUCUGCAACUCCUCGCUUUUUUCAGAAGACAUUUAAGAUAUUUGCAUAAACACUCUUUUUGUGCAUCUUCUUAAAAUACAGGAGCAUUUAGUACAGCAUUUUGGCAUCUCUUAUGAAAAAACUACUGUGCAAAAUGAAGGUUCCAAAAGGGUGUUUUUGCAAUGAUGCCAUAGAAGGACCAUUUUUGGUGAAAAAAAAAAAAAACACUUCCAAUGACCAGUUCCUAAAAGAACCAUAUAAAAUUCUAAAUAAACCUUUUUAUCACUAUAAAAAAACUUUUCUGCUGUUUUCUGUUCAAGGUUCUUCUCAGAACCAUUGAUGCCUAUAAAGAAACUUUAUUUUUAGGAGUGUGAAGGGAUAUACUCUUUAAAAUAAAGGUUCUGUAUUCGAAUCUAUGUUUCCAUUAAGAACCUUUAACAUCCUUGGAACCUUUCCAUUCUACAAAAGGUUCUUUAUAGUCGAAAAAAAAGGUUCUAAAAUGAAAGUGUCUUUGGAGACCUUAAAAUUUUUCUCUUUUGGAACCUUUAUUUUUAAGCUCAGUCAAUUCAAGUCAACUUUAUUUUUAUAGUGCUUUACACAAGUUGGUUGUUUCAAAGCAGCUUCAAAGUAUUAAUCAGAACCAAGAGAAACUAUGAUGCAAACAUCAACAAUUAUAAUUAAAAUUAUGCUGUAAAGCAACUCUAACAAAACAAUAGUGUCAUAUAUAGCUCCAGUCAGUUCAGUGUAGAUUCAGUACAGUUCAAAAAUUGUGUCAAGUUCAUCCAUUAUGAAAAAAGUAUAAUACAAGAAAAGGUCACGUCAGUUCAGAGUCAGUUCACUUUUUUGAUGUUGCAAAGUGAAGUGGCUCUACAGAGGACAAUAGUGUCAUUAUUCAGCUCAAAUAAGUUCAAGUUUUGGUCUCAUAGUGCCAGAGCUGUCGAUAAUAUCACUGUAUUGAGAGUGUAGAUUAAUCUCUGUUUUAGCUGGAUUAUGUAGCUUCAAUAAAAAAAAUAUAAAUGAAAAAAAUGCAGAAUUCUGUAACCUGUUUACAGUGGUUAAAAUGCUAACAUUUACAGAGUUCUGUUCCUUCUUUACAGUUCAUUAAAAUAUCAGUUAGAAUUAGAAAGCCAGAAGUUUUCUGAAAGUUGGAGAAAUCCCCUGUGGAUGUUAUCAUUUUAUCUACCCGUGUCCUUAACCUGCAGGCUUAGUUGUCUCUCAAGUUAACACCUUCUUUAAUGAGAUGUUUGAAUAAGGGUCUGCUCUGCGCACACUCUACCAUGAUAUCUGCUUCUUUAGAGGUUCUGUAAAUGACAUUUCCUAGUCAAACAGGUACGACAAUAAAGCGAACAUGCAUUUGCAAACA
Messenger RNA from Carassius auratus (goldfish), 2173 nucleotides. RefSeq names its product POU class 2 homeobox associating factor 1 (gene pou2af1). Gene Ontology annotation, cellular component: RNA polymerase II transcription regulator complex. Lineage: Eukaryota; Metazoa; Chordata; Actinopteri; Cypriniformes; Cyprinidae. The record is from RefSeq and is a predicted model, not a curated record. The transcript is spliced from 5 exons. Bases 109 to 867 code for a protein of 252 amino acids. Gene Ontology annotation, biological process: positive regulation of transcription by RNA polymerase II. Gene Ontology annotation, molecular function: POU domain binding; DNA binding; transcription coactivator activity.